CUCUCUUUCUCUCUUUCUCUCUUUCUUGGUUAUGUGUAGUCUAUGAGAAUAUGGCGGUAGCGACAUGUUGCUGACAACUUGAUAUGGGAUGGGCGUCAUUUUAAACGAAUAUAGCUCUUUUUUUCUCAAUAGUGAUAAUGAAUACUGAUAUCACGGCAAAUAAAUAUGGCGAUCAAUUAAUGUUAAAAUCGUUUACCUUAACGGAUCGACAGGUUUCAUCGAAAUUUAUAGAGAGAAAGUGUUCACUUUGUUACGUCGGCCUGUCAAUAGUUAAAUCUCGUGGUAUAGAUAUCGUGUUGUUUAGGGUUUAACAUUUUAAAGACAUAAUUUCGAUAAUAUAGUGCAUCUCAUAAAUGUAAAAAUGGCCCGAGAAUAUGAUCAUUUAUUUAAGCUGUUGAUGAUAGGAGAUAGCGGAGUAGGCAAGAGUUCCCUUCUUCUGAGAUUUGCAGACAAUACUUUUAAUGGCAGUUAUAUAACUACGAUAGGAGUGGAUUUUAAAAUACAAACUGUAGAAGUAGAUGGUGAGAGAGUAAAACUGCAAAUUUGGGAUACAGCUGGACAGGAACGAUUUCGGACAAUAACUUCAACUUACUAUAGGGGAACUCAUGGCGUUAUAGUUGUAUACGAUGUGACCAGUGGUGACUCAUUCGCAAAUGUUAAACGGUGGUUGCACGAAAUAGAGGAAAAUUGUGACGUUGUUAACAGGGUACUUGUAGGAAAUAAGAACGAUGCGCCUAAUCAGAAAGUAGUGCUUACGGAAGAUGCACAAAGGUUUGCCAAUCAAAUGGGAAUUCAACUAUUUGAAACGUCUGCCAAGGAUAAUAUCAAUGUCGAAGAGAUGUUUAUGGCAAUAACACGGCAAGUAUUACGGACCAAAAGAGAACGGAAUGAGCGUCAAGCUAUACAAACGAACGAAACAGUUAAUUUGAGAAAAAAUACAAAACAGCAUAGGAAAAAAUGUUGUUAACAGCACCGCAAAAAAGUGCAAACUGUUAAUAAUAUUAUUUUAUACAAUAAUAGGAUAGAGAGAGAAUACAACAGCGAGCACGUGUUCGUAAAUUGGCGAACAUGAGAUGCCAUACACCUUGAUAUUUUGUAAAAUCACUAAGUUUUCUACCACGAUUAUGAAAUUUAAGAUUGCUUCCUAAUGAAAGUUUACUUUGAACUAUAUCUAUAUUCAAAGCCUGAAGUCUCAUAAGCAUAUAUAGCUUAUUCAGCCAAAGUGACUUUGCCUGGUAUUCUGUACUUUUUAUUCGGUACAAGAAUACUAUUUGACGCUGUAAUAAGAACAAAGUUUAUUUAUUUUGUAACAUCUAUAGAGGAAAAUAUGAGUGAAGAAGGUAAAGUGAAAAUUUUUGUUCCUCUUUAACAUUCCUUGGAACAUUCGGCAUUUUUGGGAAAAAAAGAAAAAGAAAACAAAACAGAAAAAAAAGGAAAGAAAAAAUAUACUUAACAAAGUCAAGAAACAUAGGUUCUGUAUAAAGAUUGAUUUAUCAUUUUAUUGGCUGAAAUAUUUGUGUUUUAUAAAACAGGUUCGAUCUUUUAAUAAUAUUUAGAGAACGUAGUUCUCUUUUAUAUAAUAUGUUACUCCUUAAUUCUAGAAAAUGUUGUUUAACGAAGUAUCGAUAAUUUUCAAAUGAUUUGCUUCAAAUAUAUAGUUUUAAAGAUCGGUAAUCAUUUCUUUAAAUUAAUCCAAAUAUUGAAUUACAAUGAAUUAUCAUUCGCAUGAAUCGUCAUGCCGCACAAAGAGGGUAGCCGUACGAAGCAAAAGUUUGAACGUUCACGUUAACUUGGUAUUUCGUAUUCUAUCUAAACCACAAUAAAACACAUAAAGCCAAUUCGAAUGUGUAUCCCGAGAAAAGAAACUUAUUACAAAUACUAUCAUCCUCACACAAACUUUUUAUCUCAAAGUUGUAAUAUUGUGUUAUAGAUUUAGUUGCUUCCUUUACGGUUAUUUUUAACUGUACGCUACGAAAUAGUGAAAAAUACGAGUGUAAAAUGUUGCUUGGAAGAGUCCAAGAAUUAUUAUUCGUUUGUAGUUUUGAAAAUGAAAUGAGAUUGCAUGCAAAUUUGGAGUAAUACCAAAUUGUGUAAAAAGCGAUGACGCGCUAGAAUGCCCAUUAUUUAUUUGUUUUUUUAAAUUACUUUCCCAUGUUAUUUUUCGCGUAUUAAUUUAUUGACGUCAUUGCCAAAAUAAGUAUUAUCCGAAAACAAUUAUCUCGUAUUCUGUUACGGUGUGUGAUUUUAUGUGAACUUUUUAUAUCAACAAUGAAUUAUUUAUAUCUAGUCUUCUUAUAAAAAUGUUUUCUAUUUUGUCAAAAAGCACAAAAAAAAAGAAACGAAUGAAAAUGGCGUCAUUGGAUUAAUAUAAUUUAGCGAAUAUUUCACAUUGCGAAAUAGUAUUAUUUUAAAACAAUAUGUUUUGCAUGAAUGGUAAAGAAACGCAAGUUAAACGAAUAGCAAAUCUUGUUCUUAUAUUAAUGUUUUUGUACACGAACAAUUAGUUCGAAUUCUGUUCGCUACGUUAUUGCAAUAUAGAAUAUGGACAUCUAAAUAUAAUUGAGAGGAAAACGUGGUAUCAUAGUCAUAUUUCGUGAAAUCGUUCGAAAAUGUAAAUAAAUUAUAAGAACAACCUACGAUA
This is a messenger RNA of Vespula vulgaris, 2641 nucleotides long. It is a transcript of the gene Rab35, whose product is annotated as ras-related protein Rab-35. Gene Ontology annotation, biological process: endocytic recycling. Gene Ontology annotation, molecular function: GTP binding; GTPase activity. The transcript is spliced from 3 exons. Gene Ontology annotation, cellular component: endosome membrane; plasma membrane. The record is from RefSeq and is a predicted model, not a curated record. Lineage: Eukaryota; Metazoa; Arthropoda; Insecta; Hymenoptera; Vespidae. The coding region runs from base 362 to 967 and encodes 201 amino acids.